Molecule: messenger RNA, 8716 nt
Organism: Drosophila sechellia
Lineage: Eukaryota; Metazoa; Arthropoda; Insecta; Diptera; Drosophilidae
Gene: tyf
Product: twenty-four
Exons: 8
Coding region: 1235-6991 (1918 amino acids)
Source: RefSeq, a predicted model, not a curated record
ACAACAAUUCCGAAGAGUUUUUCAAUUCGGGUUCGGUAUUUUUUCUCAUGUGCCUACUGUGCUAUUAAGCAAUUUCACCCGCUUACAGACAGCUGUAACAUAUUAAGCACAACCGUUCGACUCAAAUGCAGUUGCUAGAACUUGAGUGCGCGGUUAUGUGCUCCCUUCUUUUCAGUUGCCAAACCAAAAAAUAAAAACGCUGAGAAGGUCAGAGAAAUGUACACAGGCGUAAAUUUGUGUGCGUGUGUGUGGGUGCGUACAUCCGUGUGCGCUCGUGUGAGUGCGCAGAAAGUUAUACAGCUGUCAUCGACUGGCGUAUUUAUCAAUAAAUGACUACUGUGAUCAGCGAAAAACUUCAGUUACUGGGUAAUUGUGACCACAACUUCUGGGCAACUGUGCCGCAGUGCCCCAAUGCUGACGAGCUGAGACGGAAAUUGGUGAAAAAGCUGUGUCAAAAUGACGUGUUUUGCGAUAGUGUUGCCACUGACAACAGCCGCAGGGCUGCCAACUCGAUGGUCAUUCUCCACUAAUUAGUUGCAAAACGAGCAAGCAAUCUCGUGUUGAUUAGUAGAUGCAAGCCUAGAGCAAACGCCGAUUUAGCCACCUAAACGGCUUGCCCCUUAAUGCAACAAACAGCAUUUGUCAACCCUGGCACGCAGCGCAGUUAGCAACACUGCUUGUUAGCCAAAAAAAAAAAAAAUGAAUAUGGAAAGAGACCAGUGCUUUUUAAAGAAAUUCAAAGUCAGUGGGCCGCAAGGGGUCGCCAAAGACUAAACAGACGCACCUGCCACCACGCACCGCCCCUUGUCGCUCGUCCACAUGACCAGAACAACAACAAAUGCUGCAAAACACUCAAUAUCCGUGCGCACACAUUUCCGUAUUCCGGUCUGUUUGCGAGCAAUCCGCAUCUCCGUGCCCAGGAACCUACGUAAUGCCGCUGGCAAAGGUUUGAGCCGGAGGAGAGCUACUGACGACAGGCCUGUCAAGUGCAGCAGGAUUCCAAACUGAUACGCAAUAGGUGGGCUCCCCUGUGCCUCAAGCCGUCUGGAAGUCGGGAGAAAUCGGUAGGAAUCGGCGGAACAGCCUGCAGAGCACUUGCAGUCGCGGUGGCAACCACACGGCGGCUGGGCAGCUGGGCUACCUAAAAACAUCGCGAAGAGAAGAAACAGUUUAUUCGAGGAAUUCGAAUGGCAUUUGUUUUUCUCCUUCGUUGCAUGCCACCAAUCGAAAGAAGAUGAACAAUGAACAAGCGCCGUCAUCAUCGGACACACCGGCGGAUCGUGUGGCAUCUGGUGGAGCAGCUGCCAAAUUGCCAACGAUCAUACCGGACACGCCCAUCGUCUCGAUUGCCGCUGGCACGAUGAGCGAGAGCACCACGACGACCACCGUCACCAAAACGACGCCGACGCCGUUCCCACAGGAGCAGCUCAUGACCAUGAUGUCAGACCAUGUGGCCAAGGCGGACGCGCAGCUUGACGAGGCCUGUAGGAACCAGGGCGCCAAAGACGAGGACAGCCAAGGAGCGUCACCAGUGGCUGCCAACCAUGUAGCCACCAGCGGCAGUAGCAGCAGCGGUAGUGACCCCAAGAAGUCAUCAUCCCCUAGUAGUAGCCAUAGCACUGGUAACCACCACGCCACGGCAGACGCCGCCAAAGGCUCUGCAGCAGAAGCAGCAGCAGGCGAUACGUCCUUCUCGCAGGUCUUUGCCAUGCUGAAGGAUUCGCCCAGCUCUGAACUGUCGCGACCAAACCGCAGGGUUCUCCAGUAUGGGGCCACUGCCAAGGGCAAGACCCAGGACGAUCAGAAUGUCGGCAAGCGACAGAAGAAGAAAAAGACAAAGUACGAUACCUGGGAAGAUAGUGAUUUUAAUGAUUUGGACGACGCAUCAUUGAAGAAACUUCUCGAAGAGGCCUACUGGUAUCGAAAUCCUGGCGAUAGGAAGAACAAGAGCGAGCGAUUUCUGCAAAUGCUAAAAAAGGCUGAGUACGACGAAGAGAUCUCUUAUCGUGCCAUCAAAUCCUGCCUCACAAUCAACCCAUCCGCACUAACGUCCAGUGCAACAGGCUCGAGCGGCGGGAGCAGCAGCAGUGCAGGGCACAACAGCAGCUAUAACUCCACCAAUAAUCGGUCAACGGAUCCCGGCCAGCGGCACAAGCAGGGCGGCUCCCUGCAGGAUCUCGUUGAGGCGGCGCACCGCAGCGAACUGGCCACAACCUCGGCAGCGGCGGCGGCAGCAGCGACAGCGGCAGCAACCCAACGUUUCAACUGUGAUUACCAGCUGAGUGGCCGCUCCAAUCGCCGGCAGCAGCAGCAGCAACAGCAGCACAACCAAAACGCCACCUCCUCCGCAUCCGCAUCCAAAAAGAUCAAGAACUUAAACGUCUCGGGCCGGCAGCGCGAAGGAGGCAGCCUGCCCAGCAGUGUUAACUUUGAGCCGGCAUCGUCUGCCAUGGAAGCCAAGCAGAAUAAACAACAGGCUCAGCCUUCGACAGAAGCUGCAGGGGGCUCGUUUUCGGGAUCGGUUGGUAACAAGCACCACCACCGCAGCAGCACCGGCAGUUGCAGCAGCCUGUUAACUCAAUCAUGCGACGCUGAGGCAAGCAAUCAGUUUGACUUGGACGUGGACGUGGACGAUGCGACGGGUGUCGGUGCCAGCGACGUCCAAGACGACAACAUCUUAGGGCAAUUGGAUCCUCAGAACCCAUCGAUGAAGUUUCUGAUUGACGCCCUAAACGACAAGCCAUUAGAGGCCAGGUACACCGGUGCCGGCAAAAAGUUCCUAAUCGACGACCGGUUGCAUUUUUCCGUCCUGGAGCUCUCUGCCAGGAGGAAGCUGCAGCAGCAGGCACAAUACCUGGCCGCCCUCACCGGACAAUUUGGUCUCGGCCUGGAGGAGGAGAAGCGCAAGGUAGAGGCCGGCUACGUGUCGCUCAACGACAACUACACGGCGUGCUCCUCAGUUUAUGGCGGCGGUGCAGGUUCACCAGCUGCCGUGGAGGGCAGCAAGCCCUCUACCUCCUCCUCGGCCGUGUCUGGCGGUGGCAACUGCGCUGGCUCCUCUGACUCACUGUCUACCGAUCUGCGGCCUGCGAAGAUUGGACGCAUGGUCCCCGCCGCAGCGGCAGUGGCAGCUGCGCCAAUGGGUGGCAAGACGACUACGCGGCAGCUAGACGAGAAUGGAAAUGCAUUGGGCGAUGGCUUCGGGGGCAGUGCAGCCAGUGGAGCCAGUGGCGCCAGUGCUGUCGCCAGCAGUAGCAACGGCAACGGUAACGGAAACCAGUUCACAGCUCUAAUAACCACCACGGUGGGAUCCAGUGUACCCACCUCUACUGUCGCUCACCGUCAGAAUAGCGUCUCCACGCUGCUCUCAACGGGAACCAACACUACAACAACGGCCAUGGCAGCGGCGGCGGUGGCUGCAUCCUACAGCCAGUUGCAACAGGCACCGGUCGGAGGCGCGGCUGGAGCGGUUUCUGGGAUCGGCAUUGGCAUGCAGCAGCCCACCAAGCAGAAGGCGAAGAAGAAGUCGCAGCAGGAGCGCAACACCACCACCGUCGAUGUGGAGUCGGUUGCCGGCUAUAGGGGCAAUGAUCCUGUUGAGCAGCUCGUCAAGUACAUUGAAAACGAUGUCAACGUUGGCGGAAACAGUGCCGCUGGACAGCGCAAGAAGGAGCGCAAGAAGCAAAACAAGCUUAAGAAGAGCAACUCGUUGGAGGAGCUGCGCACAUGCUCAAAAAUGGAGGUGGACGAUCUGAAGCGCCAGUCGGCGACCACGGAGAUGAUGCGCCAGAAAAAGGGCACGAACAAUGCGUCCUCGGGCGGACCGUCGUCGACGGCCUCUGGUUCCUCAAAUAGUGGCAAGCACAACUCGGCAUCCGUGGCGGAUAUUAACAAAAACUGCAACAAGGAGCAGCAACAGCAGUCGACGCCGACGGUGCAAGUGCGCAACAGCAACAAUCCAGGAACGCAGCAGCGGAAGGGCGAGCGUCGGUCCUGGGGCACCGAGGAGUUGCAGUACCUGGGUGACCACCAGGAAAUGUCCGCUGCCUGGUCGGAGCUGGAGACUGUGGGCCAAAAGCAGCUGCCGCUGGCGCUGCCCGCCUUGUCGCGCAUGUCCGAACUGGAUGCCUUGAAUACCGUCUUGUCGGAGACCGCUGAGUUCCAUGUGGUUACCAAGAAGAAGAAACCAAAGAAGCAGCGUGCUGUUACCAUGGACGAUGCGGCCGUGGCUGCAGCUGCCGUCACGGGCGGCAAUUUACAGCGCAUGCAGCAGAUCACCAAGUCAGCGUCCUCCAACAUUAUGUCCCAGCGGAUGCACUACUAUACUACGUACAACAGCAACAAUGGUGGAGGCAGUGUCAACUAUAAGCAACAGCAGCAACAGAGCCAACAGUACCAGGAGAACUACCAGGUGCCACAGGGGCAGCACCACCAUCACCACCACCAUCAUCACCACCAUCAUCACCAUCACAGCGGCUCGGCGGUUUCGAAUCAGGUGGAUAGCUCACGGCGCAAGUCUACGUCGUCUAUGCCGCCAUCGGAGAAAUCUGACUCCAGUGAUCUCGACUCGGUGCACUCCCUGCCCAUCCAGACGGCUAAGAAGAAGAGCCUUGGCGGUGGCAACAACAAACAACGGGGGGCGCCGGCAGCCAGUCAACGCCAGGCCAAGCAAAACAACAAUGCUGCAGCCCCCAUUUCGUAUGCGGAUAUCGCCCGGAACAAGCAGGAGGCUCUAAACAAUGCCACGGCCAGCGACACCGAGUUGGAGCUGGGCGACAAGAUGCAGAGCAAGAGUGGCGGCAAAUCCAAGUCGCGGCCCGAUUUCCCGGAGCUGCCAGGUGCUGUUACGACAGGGGCUGCAUGUGGAGGUGCAGCCAAUCAGGCGACGGUUGUCAGCAACCAAAAUACGCCACCAUCCUCGUCCAGUUCUAUCAGUUAUUCGCAGAGUCUCAAUGCAACGCCGCCCAGCAGCAGCAGCGAUGCGGAGUCCACCAACUCGCCGGAGCUGCUGGCGCAGGUGCAGAUACCGGCUUACAGCAUGGUCACGCCAACCCUAACAGCCUCCAUGAUCAGCAGUGUCAGCAGUUCUGCCGCCAGCACCUCUUCCACAUCCUGCUCACCGCCAGCUCUGCAGAAAUCCAAGAGCGUGGAGCACGACACCAGCUACAGCUGCAACAGCAGCAACUUGGAUCAACAGUAUCCGGCACUAGAAAAGACCGUCAAGCGGCAUAGCACCAACAACGUGUCUGUGGCCGUUGCAGCCUCCACCUCGGCAUUGGCGUCCUCCUCGUUGUACAACUUUGCAGCGGCAGCCAAGCAGGCAGAGAACGCCCAUUCUGUCGUAUCGCCGUCAGUAGCUGUAACAACUACCUCAACCUCAGUCGCAGCCUCAGCUCCAGCUACAGCACCAGCUACAGCUUCAGCUCCAGCUUUAGCUUCAGCUACAGCUACAGUUACAGCUCCAGCUGUAGUUACAGUUCCUUGUUAUUCCUCAUCCUCGACACACGGCUCGACUCAAACUUCAUCUUCUACUGCAUCGUCUUCUAUAGCAGCUUUACCCUCGAGCAAGGCCAAGACCAAGCCAAAGGAGCUAUCUCCCAGCAGGAGUUGCAGCAAGAAGCCAACGAAGCCUAGUCAAGGCGUGCCGUCAAUCAGUCUGUCCAUUUCCACCACGCCGAAGGCUACCACCAGCACCAGCACUACUACUACACAAAAGACCACAGCUGCCACGCAGACCGAGGGAGCCAAGAAGCUGAUCAGCGGGAUCCACAAGCUGCCCAGUAGCAGUUGCAUUGCGAAGGGAGCCGGAGCCGUUUUGGAGGCCACCGCAGCCAGGCGUGCUGUGAUCAUACUCAACGAUGAUCGCGAAGCAGGCAGAAGCAACAAUGAGUUCAUAUUCGGCGAUUUCAACGAGGAUGAGCUAAAGCUCUUCGACGACAACUUGGAUGAUGAGGAGGAGGGCCAGCACAAGCAGUCUUCAAACAAGAAACAGCAAACUGAGGCGGAAUCUGAUGUAACCCAAGAUGACACCGAAGACGUGGACCAAGAUCUGGAAAAGGAACUAGAAUGCCUGGGACGACGACCAGAGAAGAAGCAAGAGCGACAGCAGGAUGUCAGCGCCAGCAGCGAUCAGCAUCUGAAUGAUUCUGGUGCGGCUUCGGAUGCAGUCAACAGCUCAGCCAGCAUUGACAUGCUCUCAAUUUCUGCAGAGGCGGCACAAUCGUCACCUAAUGCGGGGGCAACCGCUACCUCAUCCAGCGUCGCCAGCCCCAUUAACUCGUCCACGCCCUCGGGUGCUUCGUCCGCAUCGGCGAGCACUUCCACCUCAUCGUCCUCGGUCUCGAUUUCAUCAUCGUCGGGCGGCAACGGCGCCGCUUGUCUGGCGUCCGUUUCCGGUAUGCUUGGUGGAGUGGCAAAUCAGUCGGGGGACAGCGGCAUCUAUGCUGCCGCCAACACGUCUAUUAAGGAGCACGUUAACAAUUUCCUAAGCAAGGCCAGCAGCAGCGAGGAGACGCUGCCGAGUACCAACUCCAUAUCGAUGCAACAGCUGGAAACAUGCAACGACAUCGAGGCGGCCAUCAUAGCCGCAGCCCGUGCUGCCGCUGCUGCCCGGAGCACCAGCUGCAGUCGCAGCAACUCUCAGGAGCAGGACGCCUUGCAGCCGCAGGUCAAGACCAAGGCGACUCCCAAUCCCAAUCCGGAGGCGAAAAUGGUUCUGCCUGUGUUUGUGACCUACAACAACAACGACGACGACGAAGACGAGGAGGAGGACGACGAGAGCCUGCAGGAACUGAGCUUCAUGGCCGAUCUUAAGGCGGAUGCAGCCACGGAGGAUAUUUCAAUGCAGCCGCCACCGCCACCGCCUUCAUGUCCGGCGAUGAUGACCAACACGGAACUAAUCGUCGACUACAUCGCCAAGACCUGGAAUGCCAUUUCCAACAGUAAGUACGUAAAGUACUACAACGAGCAAGAGCGGGAGCAGGAGACCUAGAAACCACACAAACAGCAAUCUCUGCAGCGUCAGCGAAAUCGAAAUCAGCAACAUCGGCGUCAAUCACAAUAGCAACGUCAGCAAUAUCGGCAGCAAUCUAACGAGAGCAUCCAACGUCGGCUGAAAUCAGGAGAGCAGAUUAGUUGGAAUAGGGUGUUCUAAAAGUUUAAACGUUUUUUUUUUUUUUUUUUGCAAAUCCAUCGUUUUUAUAUCUACCGAUAUCGUACACGCACUAUAUAUUAUUGCAAUAACGAUACGCUUUAAUGCUAAUUAAUGUAACGAGUCGAUAGGCAAACUAUUGAUUUACUUUGGCAAGCGCUGCCGUGGAUCAGGGUAGACAUCUAACCGAUGGGGUCAGCGUUGUCAAGGAGUAUCAUCAGGUGUUUGUAUUUCCAGUGUGAGUGCAUGCGAGUGCUGAGCCUAGGAGUAUAGGAUCCUGUCGGCUCGGGUUCCGGUGCCGCAUGCCCAAUAGGUUAACUAUUGAAGAAGGGAUUUAAUAGAGAAGAAGAGCGUUCAGCUGUGAAUUAGAAGGAAAUCAUAACUAAAUCAAGUGAACUUACGAAAGCUUCAAGUGAAUAUUUAUUUAACAUAAGUUGACCGAGAUUUAAACGUUUUUUUUUGUCGCCUCAAGAUGCGAUGGUCAGAUAGUGAUGUUCAAUCAAGCAUUUGGAUUUGCUUUUGUUAAUUUACAACCUUCUGGAUCCCGAAAACGCAACGUUUUACCAUUACUAUUACUAUUAUUGUACUUUAAUAAUUAUUAUACAAUUAUUCAAACGUUUUUUCGUCAUUGUUUCAUAUGCCCAAUUUUUGGGCGCAUUGUUGGAGAAAAUCCUAAUCCUAGAUAUUAGACCGAGUCAACGUCGCGUGUACAUAGUGGACCAGAAGUCGUGUGGGCAGUUCGAUCUCUGUGUUAUGGAUUAGUAGAAACAGAACAAAACGGAACAGAAUAAUAGAACAGAGCAAAACAGAAAGCCCCACGAAAGAUAUUUGAUAUGUGUGUAUGAUAACGACUAUUUAAAGUAAACUAUGUAAGGCCGCUUCUUUGCUUCGGCUAGCCAUAAAUAAGCCUCAAGAGGAGAGUAUGUUACCGAAUAACCGAAUGCAAACAGAGAACCACAAAAUACCGGCAAAAACACUAUAAUGCACUUACGAAAAAUGCCGCCGUUUAGCUGGGAGAGCCUCAGAAGGUCUCUCCGAGGGUAUAGAAGUAUAGAUAUCGUAACUAUUUAAACAAGAAUUAAUUUAAUUUAAAAGUAACAAACACGAAAAAGUUCGGUAGAAAGAGAAAUGAAUUGGAGUCGAAGGCGGAUACGGAGUAACAAACAAACAAUAAGCGUUAAGUGAACUCGUAAGUAUAAAAAGCGCAACUAAAUUGCUAUCAAUAGGAAUAUACAUUAUAUACGUGGAUCUACUAACGUAACUUUUUUUUAAAAAACGCAAACGUUAACCGUUUAAAAUGUAACGGCAGGUAGCAGUUAGGUGAACAAAAGUCGGAAUAAAAUUACGGAAAUAAAUCAUUAAUUUAAAGUAUCUAAAGUGCGAAUCGAGAAAGCCUAUUUAAAGCUAAUCAUUAAAACAUUUAGAAGUCCCAUUUGGAAUGCCCAGGGAGUGGGCAUGUCCGAAUAAACAAAACAAACAUUGCGAAAUGUUUUUAGAUAUAUGUGAAACUGUUUUGCUUCAAUUGCUGUAUAUUUUGAAAAUAAAAGUUAAGUAAUAUGCCGAAAA